AUGCAGGCUAAGUGUGGGGAGCGUUUGAUCGGAAAGCAGUGUCCUCUAGAUCAACGUCAGCAGGUUAAAGGGCCGCUGACAGUUGGGGAGGUGACGAAUGGCUAUUAUUAUGGAAAGAAGGUUCCUUUACCCACAGCUCGCAGCCUGAGCGUAGCCGCCGCGUGCACUCCGUCACUGUCAGGGAAAAUGAUGAUCAGAUAUCAUGCCACACAGGGCCUCCGUGUGAAGAUGGAGUGGGCCCUGUCUCCCCCAUAUCCUCUGCUGUCCCCCCCCUCCUCUGCCGUCUCCCCGCGCCCAGCAUCCAUCUUCAUUCUGCUUGGACUCACACUUAUUCUGCUUUACAGCUGCAAAAAUCCAUCAGCCACUUGUGUAAAGUGUAAAUGGAAGAAUCAGCUCAUGCACGGCUAA
Knipowitschia caucasica is the source of this 408-nucleotide messenger RNA. NCBI's taxonomy places the organism in Eukaryota, Metazoa, Chordata, Actinopteri, Gobiiformes, Gobiidae. The record is from the annotation of a GenBank genome assembly.